AUGCCCCACGCGGCGCUACCUGCCUCCGCCAUGUCGGCCCCGCCGCGCCACCCACACUUCUACACCGUUGAGGUCGGCGACACACGCUUCACCAUACUCAAGCGCUACCAGAACUUGAAGCCCAUCGGAUCCGGAGCACAGGGAAUAGUAUGCGCCGCAUAUGACACGGUGACACAACAGAAUGUCGCCAUCAAGAAGCUAUCUCGGCCAUUUCAAAAUGUGACACACGCGAAGCGGGCGUACCGCGAAUUCAAACUUAUGAAACUCGUCAAUCAUAAAAAUAUAAUCGGUCUACUAAAUGCGUUCACGCCGCAAAAGAGCCUGGAAGAGUUCCAGGACGUAUACCUGGUGAUGGAGCUGAUGGACGCCAACCUCUGCCAGGUGAUACAGAUGGACCUGGACCACGAGAGGAUGAGCUACCUCCUCUACCAGAUGCUCUGCGGCAUCAAGCAUUUGCAUCUCGCUGGAAUUAUACAUCGGGAUCUAAAGCCGUCCAACAUAGUAGUGAAGAGUGACUGCACGCUGAAGAUCUUGGACUUUGGCCUGGCGCGCACCGCCGGCACCACCUUCAUGAUGACGCCCUACGUCGUCACCAGAUACUACCGCGCACCUGAGGUGAUCCUGGGCAUGGGUUACACGGAGAACGUGGACAUCUGGUCGGUGGGCUGCAUCAUGGGAGAGAUGAUCCGCGGCGGGGUCCUCUUCCCCGGCACCGACCACAUCGACCAGUGGAACAAGAUCAUUGAGCAACUGGGCACUCCGUCGGCGGCGUUCAUGGCGCGGCUGCAGCCGACAGUGCGCAACUACGUGGAGAACCGGCCGCGGUACACCGGCUACAGCUUCGAGAGACUCUUCCCCGACAUACUCUUCCCCAGCGACAGCAACGAGCACAACCGGCUCAAGGCGUCGCAGGCGCGGGACUUGCUCUCGCGUAUGCUGGUCAUUGACCCCGAGCGUCGCAUCUCUGUGGACGAGGCUCUGCUGCAUCCCUACAUCAACGUUUGGUACGACGAGGGAGAGGUCAACGCGCCGGCGCCGGCGUCGUACGACCACUCGGUGGACGAGCGCGAGCACACGGUGGAGCAGUGGAAGCAGCUCAUCUACCAGGAGGUCGUCGAGUACUCCGCGCCGCCGCCGCCCGCCGCGCUCGCCGCGCCGCCCGACCACGCCCAGCCCGCGCUCACCACAUAG
Messenger RNA from Spodoptera littoralis (African cotton leafworm), 1191 nucleotides. The record is from the annotation of a GenBank genome assembly. NCBI's taxonomy places the organism in Eukaryota, Metazoa, Arthropoda, Insecta, Lepidoptera, Noctuidae.